AUGGUAAAUUUACAGUGCGAUCUCAGCGAUCAAGGUGAUGCAGAAACUCUUUAUAAUUACUUAAAUGGUUAUCUCUUUCCAAUCAAGCGUCUUCCUUAUGAUAUUACCGAUAUGUAUCGUAUCAUCGCAAAGCUUGGAUUUGGUGGCUUUUCAACUGUCUGGCUUGCCAUUGGUAUCCAUAAAGAUAAUCUCAAUCGAUGGUUCGCCAUCAAAAUCUGCGGGGCAAGCAAAAAUGAUGAUGAGAAGAAGGUAAAGGACGAUAUGAAAAGACUUGAGAGAAAGAGCCAAAAUAUAGUUCCAUGCUUGGAUACUUUCAAAAUCAAAUCUCGUCAUGAUGCUAGUAAGAGACAUCUUUGCGUUGUUAUGAAAGUAUCUGGUCCGUCUAUAGGAGUAUAUCUAAAGAACGAAAUACCGUCAUUCGACAAGAGAAGGCUCCUUGCAAUAAGCAGCACAAAAGUAAUCAUGGAAUUACAUCAAAAUGGUAUUAUUUUAGAUGAUCUGAGCUCCUCUAAUCUCUUGAUGCGAGUGCGUGAUCUUUCAAGAAUUUCGGAAACGCAACUGCGAGAGAAAAUCGGCGAAUUAGAAAAGUCGCCUGUAGAAACACAACAUCCCUCGAUUGAAAUCCCAAGCCAUGUACCAACCCAAAUCUAUGAGUCCAAAUCUCUAUCUUCACUGGUUGGAGAGAAACUGGAGCUUGAUGUGAUUGAUAUUCUCCCACAUGGUUCGAUUGUUCCACCAGACCGUUCGAUGGCCUUUACACCCGCCUAUGCUGCUCCGGAAAUCCUGGAAAAGAAGUCAUCCACCAUCGAGUCUAAUAUAUGGGGUCUGGGAUGUCUAAUUUGCGAGAUUAUGACGCUGGGAAACCUUCCGUUUGAAGGUCAACGUUAUGUCGGCCCUAGCCAAUAUGAUUACUUCGGUCGGGACGAUGACGGGAAGCUUAAACAUCUGCUCGAAGAAUGUAGCGAACCUCGUGGCCACGCCAGCGACCGACUCAACCCCGAACAAUUAGGUGACUUGGCAAAGUUACUACGACAGAUCUUUGUCAAGAACCCGUCUUUGCGUCCUUCAGCUAAGACGAUACUGGAAUGCCUGAAUGACCCCAAAUUAGGUAAAAAGCCAAUUUCAUCUGUCAAUGCGAAACCUAGGAGUGACUCGGGUGUGUCAUUUAGUAUCGGAACCGUAGUCGCCGCACCCCAGGCUCAGAUCAAGCCGCGUUCGAGUACGAAGACGCCGAGUACGCCAGCAAACACGGCGGCUCCAAGUAAACCGCAAACAAGCACAAAGACAUCGAGUCAGACGACUUCGAUUAAGAAGCCUCCGACUCCAUCCAUUUCUGGUGCUAAAAUUGAACGCAAGAAAACUACGACUCCAUCUCUUGCAACUACUAAAAGUGAACACAACAAACUCCCUGAACGCAAGAAGCCUACGAAACCUCCAGCUCCGUCGAUUCCACGUACUGGCAAUGAGCCUAAAAGGACUGCGGAGCCUCGAUUGAGAUCAUCAAGUCGUGAACCAGCCGUUCGCAGGAAAUCUUAA
This is a messenger RNA of Sclerotinia borealis F-4128, 1536 nucleotides long. Lineage: Eukaryota; Fungi; Ascomycota; Leotiomycetes; Helotiales; Sclerotiniaceae. The record is from the annotation of a GenBank genome assembly.